This is a messenger RNA of Trichoderma breve, 1569 nucleotides long. Its product is annotated as amino acid permease domain-containing protein. The transcript is spliced from 16 exons. The record is from RefSeq and is a predicted model, not a curated record. The coding region runs from base 1 to 1569 and encodes 522 amino acids. Gene Ontology annotation, biological process: transmembrane transport. Lineage: Eukaryota; Fungi; Ascomycota; Sordariomycetes; Hypocreales; Hypocreaceae. Gene Ontology annotation, molecular function: transmembrane transporter activity. Gene Ontology annotation, cellular component: membrane.
AUGAGCGAAGAAUAUACAAAACACGAGAAUAGCGAUGACGCUCAGCUGGCGGCCAUGGGCCACCAGCCCGAGCUGAAUCGCAACUUUUCCACUUUAUCGAUGCUGGGACUAGCAUUCGCAGUAUUAAAUUCAUGGACCGCCCUCUCUGCAAGUCUUUCCCUCAGCUUAACCUCCGGAGGUAGUACCGGAGUUGUCUGGGGCCUGGUCACGGCAGGCAUAUGUAACCUUUGCAUCGCCGCGUCUCUAGCCGAGUUCCUGUCGGCUUACCCAACUGCCGGUGGACAGUACCACUGGGUUGCAGUCUCUUGGCCCAAAUGGGUGCCAGUCCUGUCAUGGGUAACGGGUUGGGUCAACGUCGCCGGCUGGGUCGCUCUCGUCGCCACAAACGCUUUAUUAUCCAGCCAGCUUAUUCUUGGCAUCAUCUCCGCCACACAUUCUGACUACGAGCCCCAGCGCUGGCACCAGUUCCUCAUCUACAUCGGCUUCACUCUCGCCUCGUUCGUCAUCAACGCCUUUCUCAACUCUUUUCUACCUCUCCUUUACCGUGGCGCCUUUAUUUGGUCCAUCGGUGGCUUCGUUCUCGUUUCAAUCACGGUGCUUGCCUGUGCAUCGCCUGAUUAUAACACGGCGUAUUUCGUGUUUCGCGAGUUUAUCAACGAGACAGGAUGGCCUGAUGGAAUUGCCUGGCUGCUUGGCCUCCUCCAAGGAGGUCUCGGUGUCACUGCUUUUGAUGCCGUCGCCCACAUGAUUGAAGAAAUCCCCAACGCCGCCCUAGAAGGCCCCAAGAUCAUGGUCAUCUGCGUCGGCAUUGGCACUUUCACUGGCGCUAUCUUCCUCAUCGUCUUGCUUUUCGUCGCCGGCAACAUCGACGAGGUCAUUAGCUCAGCCGCAGGACCUCUGCUGCAGAUUUUGAUCCACGCCACGAGCAACACUGCGGGUGCCAUCUGCCUUCUCAUGCUUCCACUUGUGUGCCUUAUUUUCGCCACAUUUAGUGUCAUGACGACGAGCAGCCGCAUGAUUUUCGCCUUCGCUCGCGAUGGCGGCCUCCCUGCCUCCAAAUUCUUCGCUCGUGUGCAUCCCAAGCUCGGACUCCCGCUGAAUGCCCUCAUCCUCACUUCUGUCGUCGUCAUCAUCUUCGGCCUCAUCUUCCUAGGUUCAUCGAGUGCCUUCAACGCCAUCAUCUCUGCCUCUGUCGUCACGCUCGAUCUCUCCUACGGCCUCCCCAUCGCGGUAAACUGCCUCCAAGGACGCCGAAAGCUGCCUGAGCGGAAAUGGGUCCUGCCCAGCUGGUUUGGCUGGACGGCGGACAUCAUCUCACUGUCGUACAUUGCGCUUACCACGGUUCUCUUCGUCUUUCCUCCAGUCCUGCCUGUCACUGGUAGCAACAUGAACUACUGCAUCGUCGCAUUCGCUAUCAUUAUCGCCAUCUCUCUCUUCCAGUGGAUCAUUGACGGCCGCAAGAACUUUACAGGUCCUCGCGUCAAUCUUGUCAGUGGGCAGGUAAUGGGUGAAAACGUUACAGAAAUUACCAGUGUGGAGGAGGUGUCGGGUGGAAAUAAGGAAGCGUAG